AUGUCAACUUUACUAUCAAAUCAUACAAGCUCAAAGACUGAUCUCAAAGGUUUAACUCUUAUCUUGGUAGAUGUCAUAAAAGAUAAAGGAUAUGAAACAAUUGAAAAAAUCAAGUCAUUAAAUGAGUCGAAACCAGGUUGGUAUGACCCCUUAUAUGAGUGCUACGUGAAUUACAAUGCAGUGGUAAAAGAGGAUAUACCAGAGGCAAUUAAAGGUGUAAAUGAGGGCCAACCACAAAUCAGUAAAGGUGACAUGAUGGAUAUUUCAAUCAAGUCCCAAGCAUGUGACGAGAGCUUUAUGAGACGCAGCAUGUCAUUACCAUUGGCAACAUUGAACACGCUUAUCCACAAUCUUGCUUACUUGACUGCAAACUUUAUCGAACUAUUAUAG
Lactuca saligna is the source of this 390-nucleotide messenger RNA. NCBI's taxonomy places the organism in Eukaryota, Viridiplantae, Streptophyta, Magnoliopsida, Asterales, Asteraceae. The record is from the annotation of a GenBank genome assembly.